Molecule: messenger RNA, 1092 nt
Organism: Microbotryum saponariae
Lineage: Eukaryota; Fungi; Basidiomycota; Microbotryomycetes; Microbotryales; Microbotryaceae
Source: the annotation of a GenBank genome assembly
AUGCCCCGAUUCCUGUCCCACUUGGCUGCGCUCGUCGCCCCCCUCCCUCGUGUGCCCACCCUCGUGACCAAGCGGUUCUCGAGCAGCUUGUAUGUUCGUCUGUUUGGUGACGCACCUCUGGAAUCCCUCGCCGCAAGUCGCUCGUCCCCAGCAUCCGCUUCGGUUCCGUCGGUGAACGACGCCGCUUUGCUGAGCUCGAAUGCUACGAGAUCGUGAGUCCUCGCUCUGCUGAUGUCGAUUCGGGACGCGGCCUAUUCCUGCUCGAGUACUGAUCGUCCCUUCAAACUGCCCUCAUCGCCGUGACACAGUCCCUCUGGCAAGCGCUACGCCUCGUCCCUCUCGGUCCAGGCUCCCGGCGUCGCAGGUGCGCCUCGGCUGCCGUCCGCCCUCGCUGGCGUCCGCUCUGAUCGUCGUCGGGCCGCCUUCCACAUCAACCCCAUCGAGACCCCUUUGCGCGAUGACAUCGCUGCCACCACCCUCACCACCCCCAGCAUCCUCACCUCGUUUUUCGCCCCGGCCUCGGUCCCGUCCUCCACUGCUCGCCGGCCCGUGAUCUCGACGCCGUUCAUCCAGCACUCUCGCAGUGCCGCCACCGUUGCCGUCACCCUCACCUCGCCCGCGGCCUCGUCGAUCCCCUUCCCCCGCACGCCGACUCGCGCCUCGAGAAACCCCACCGUCGUCCUCUCUGGCCCCCCUCUUCGCUCCCCCCUCGCUCGACCCCGCAAGACCAAGACGGCCUCCAGGGUCGCGAUCCUCCCCAGCAUCAGGGACGAGAUCGAGCAAGAGGAGCCCAAGGAACCCGAGUGCGAAGACCUGACCGCCACCGACCCACGCUUCGUCGACUUGCGCUCCCUCACCCGCCCUCGCCAAAAGCUCCGUGCUUGGCGUCGCAAGGUCGACAAUGGUCGUUGGCUCACGCUCCUCGCGCUCGAGAACGCGAACAUCGCUCGCAAGGCCGCCGUCGCCGAAGCGCGGGCGAAGGCCCAGGCCGUACUCGAGCAAGACCGACGACCCUUUCUCGAGAAUGACGACGACGACGACGACACGAGCUAUUUCGCUCAAUUGCCUACUUGGAAUGAUGCGAGGCCGUAA